AGGCAUCCAUCUGUUUUUCCUGACGGUACUGACGUGACAGCUGAUUAUCUGAUUGAUGCUAUGGUUUAUGGGAUUGAUGAUGUCAUGAGCAGACAAUUACUAGAAGUACUGACGCCUGGACAGUCACUGGUUAAUUUGAAUUGGCAACAUUCAUCUGAGGAUGACUCCAUUGUCCGAUGUUACUCCAGUUCACCACUAGAGCUGAUGGCAUUCACACUAGGACGUUCAACUCCUGGCAUUGAGAACUCCUGUCCAUUGCCACCAAUUGUUAUCAACGAGAUAAAUGUAGACCAAGCUGGUACGGAUGUAGAAGAGUAUAUUGAGUUGUAUAGUCCUGGUAGACCUCUGUUUCCAUUGAACACCUUGGCUAUA
Messenger RNA from Saccoglossus kowalevskii, 372 nucleotides. RefSeq lists its product as uncharacterized. The record is from RefSeq and is a predicted model, not a curated record. Lineage: Eukaryota; Metazoa; Hemichordata; Enteropneusta; Harrimaniidae.